GUGUCCUUGGGCACUGUCGUUCUGUUGCAACAUCUUGAGAUGGAUAUUCUCUUCAAGGUGUCCUUGGGCACUGUCGUUCUGUUGCAACAUGUUGACAUGCAAUUUCCCUUCAAGAUGUCCGAAGGCUGUGCCGUUCUGUUGCAACAUCUUGAGAUGGAAAUUCCCUUGGAGGUGUUCUUGUGCUCUGUCGUUCUGUCACAGCAUCUUGACAUGGAAAGUCUCUUCAAGGUGUCCGCGGGCUCUGUCGUUCUGUUGCAACAUCUUGACAUUCAAAUUCCUUUCAAGGUGUCCCUGCGCUCUGUGGUUAUGUUGCAACAUCUUGACAUGGAAGUUCCUUUCAAGGUGUCGUUGCACUCUGCCGUUCUGUUGCAACAUCUUGACAUGUCAUUUCCCUUCAAGGUGUCCUUGGGCUCCAACGUUCUGUUGCAACAAAUUGACAUGGAAAUUCCCUUUAAGGUGUCCGUGGGCUCUGUCGUGCUGUUGCACCAUGUUGACAUUGAAAUUCCCUUCAAGGUGUCCGUGGGCUCUGUGGUUCUGUUGCAACAUCUUGACAUGGAAAUUCCCUUUAAGGUGUCCGUGGGCUCUGUCGUUCUGUUGCACCAUCUUGACAUGGAAAUUUCCUGCAAGGUGUCCGUGGGCUCUGUGGUUCUCCUGCAACAUCUUGACAGGGAAAUUCUCUUCCAGGUGUCCUUGGGCUCUGUCGUUCUGUUGCAAUAUCUUGACAUGGAACUUCCCUUCAAGGUGUCCGUGGGCUUUGUGCUUCUGUUGCAACAGCUUGACAUGGAAAUUCCCUUCAACGUGUCCGUGGGCUCUGCCGUUCUCUUGCAACAUCUUGACAUGGAGCCCUGA
Molecule: messenger RNA, 849 nt
Organism: Symbiodinium natans
Lineage: Eukaryota; Dinophyceae; Suessiales; Symbiodiniaceae
Source: the annotation of a GenBank genome assembly